GCUAUGAGAUUAUAAAAGCUACGGGAGGAUUCUGCAACUCAACGUUAGAAACUGAGAUAGGAAGAGUUUACUUCGUUGUGGCGGAGCCUUCUGUUGGAAUCCAGUCCAGAUGAUAGUUUCUCAGUUAAUGGGUCCAAAACAACAGAUUUUCUUGCUGUUCUUGUUCCUUCAAGUGUUUGCUAUAGCAGCAAAAACGGACACUGGAGACUUUGCUGUUUUGUCUGCUCUAAUGAAGGAUAGCUGGAAGAAUAAGCCAUCGAGUUGGACUGGCGACGAUCCUUGUGGGGAUAAAUGGGAAGGAAUACAAUGCUCGAAUUCUCGUAUCACUGACAUGGUAUUAUCAGGCCAAGGUCUAGCGGGCAAGCUUACUGGAGACAUUGGGAAUUUAAUUGCGUUAGAGAAACUUGAUUUAUCUCUUAACAAGGAUUUGACAGGAAAUCUUCCACCAACAAUUGGAAAUUUGAAGAACCUUCAAUACCUGUCCCUGCAUGGUUGCAGUUUUUCUGGCCCAAUUCCUGACACAAUAGGAUCUCUUAACCAGCUGCUCUACUUAUCAUUAGGUGCUAACAAUUUCACUGGAGAAAUACCACAUUCCUUUGGCAAUCUGCUUAAACUUUAUUGGCUGGAUAUAACCGACAAUAAUAUUUCUGGAGAAAUUCCAGUCUCUAACGAGACAUCACCUGGUUUAGAUUUGCUAGUAGGCAUACAACACUUUCAUUUUGGACAAAAUGAGCUCGAAGGCACAAUUCCACCUCAACUUUUCAGCUCAAAAAUGAAAUUGCUACACGUGCUUUUCGAUGACAAUCGUCUUACCGGUAGCAUUCCUUCUACAAUAACAUUAGUACGAACCUUGGAAGUGAUAAAGCUGGAUAGGAAUUCAUUGAGUGGAGUUGUGAACUUGAGUGGCCUAGUCAAUUUGACUGAGCUAUACUUGUCGAAUAAUAAAUUAACGGGCCCCAUGCCUGAUCUUGGAGACAUGAAUCGCCUCACCUAUGUGGACAUGAGCAACAACAGUUUCGAUGCAUCAUCAAUUCCACAAUGGUUUUCAAGCCUACAAUCCUUGACAACAUUAAUAAUGGAGAAUACACUUCUUCAAGGGCGAAUACCAGUUAGCCUCUUCAGCUCUACUCAGUUACAAACAAUCAGUGUACUAAGUAACAAUAAGCUCAAUGGCACCUUGGACAUUGGCUACAAUUAUAGCAGAAAACUGAAGCUCAUUGAUUUGCAGAAAAAUGACAUUACUCAAUUCACAGAAGGUUAUGAAUACAAUGGAGCGCUAAAGCUUCAAGGUAAUCCUAUUUGUGGAAAGAAGGGUUUACUAGAAAAGUACUGCAUAGUUUCCCAACAGCCACAGGUCCCAAAUUCUACACAACGAAACAAUUGCGACAAUGCCUGCAGAUUAAAUCCAAUUUGCAGCCCCAAUUGCAAAUAUGCAUAUCCAAUCACAGGAACUUUACAGUUCUUGUUUGUUUCCUUCCAAGACUUGGGAGAUGCAAGCUACUACCAAUCUCUCGAGGCCAAUUUGACAAAGACCUUUCAGUCUUAUAAACUUCCUGUAGAUUCAAUUAGAGUGAGUGAUCAAAGGAGGGAUAUGUAUGGUUACCUUGAAUUGAGGCUGCAAAUCUUUCCAUCUGGUAGUGACCGUUUUAACAGAACAGGGUUUUCCAUGAUUACAUCUCAGCUCAACAAUUUUGGGUUUUUCCCGCCCUUAAAUCCUUUUGGAUCGUUCCAUUUCAUUCUCGACAAUAAUGAAUACUUUACAGUACAUAACAAGUCAUCAAAUAUUGGAAUCAUCAUUGGAGCAUCAGCUGUUGGUUUUGCUCUGUUGCUACUAUUACUGGUGGCUUUAGUUUAUGCUUUCAACCAAAGAAGAAAAGUUGAAAGGCCUUCUCAACUAAGAGAUCCAUUUGCAUCAUGGGACAACAAUGGGAAAAGUGGAAGCCGUCCUCAAAUAACUGGACUGAGGUGCUUCUCUUUUGAAGAAAUUAAGAAAAGCACUAGCAACUUUUCAGAUGCCAAUAUUAUUGGAACAGGAGGAUAUGGGAAGGUUUACAGAGGGAUUCUUACCGGUGGGAUACAAGUUGCAAUUAAAAGAGCUGAACAAGGAUCAAUGCAGGGUAGUGUUGAGUUCAAAACUGAGAUUGAACUCCUAUCAAAGAUUUAUCACAAAAAUCUCGUUAGCCUACUAGGUUUCUGUUAUGAGGUAGGCGAACAGAUGCUUGUCUACGAGUAUGUUUCAAAUGGUAGUCUAAAGGAUUGCAUUUCAGGGAAGUCAGGUGUCCGAUUAAGUUGGGAAAGAAGACUUAAAAUAGCCCUUGAUUCGGCCAGAGGUCUUGCUUAUUUGCAUGACCAUGUCAACCCACCCAUCAUCCACAGGGAUGUUAAGUCAUCUAACAUUCUAUUGGAUGAUCAGCUAAAUGGAAAAGUUGCUGACUUUGGUCUAUCAAAGCUUCUGGGUCACAGCAGUCAUGUUUCUGAUAAUGUUAAAGGGACAAUGGGCUAUGUAGAUCCUGAAUAUUACUUGACUCUGCAUUCAACUGAGAAAAGUGAUGUUUAUAGCUUCGGAGUGAUCAUGUUGGAGUUAAUAACUGGUAGAAAGCCUAUAGAACAUGGGAGAUAUAUUGUGACAAUGGUCAAGAUGGCAAUGGAUAAGACAAAACAUUUAUACAAUCUUCAGCAUCUGAUCCUUGAUCCAACCAUUGCUUUCAGCAGCACACUAAAAGGUUUAGAAAAGUUUGUCGAUCUAGCAAUUAGGUGCGUUGAAGAAUUAAGAGUCAACAGGCCUACAAUGACAGAGGUGGUCAAGGAGAUUGAGAACAUACUGCAACAGGCUUGUCUGCACAGUGAUGUUGAAUUGGUAUCUAAUUCAAACAGUCAAGAUGUAUCAAGUGGAAGCAGUUUCUACAGCCCAAUUAUAAAUAAGGACCAGGAGUAUAGUAGUGGAAGUUUUCCAUAUUCUGAGAUAGAGCUUAAAUGACAAGAUUGUUUUACAUUUGGUAAUAGUAGUAAUUUACUGCUGCAUAAGGCUUGUAUUUGGGUAGUGAUGAUUUCCAUGUGGUUCAGGGAAGCUUUUCUUUAUCAUUGGAAUGAUGAGAAAAGAUUCCCUUGCCGUUUGAAACAUUAUAUAUGAACACCGCUUGAAAAAUAAAUAAUAACCCUUUUCUUCUCUU
Molecule: messenger RNA, 3170 nt
Organism: Hevea brasiliensis (rubber tree)
Lineage: Eukaryota; Viridiplantae; Streptophyta; Magnoliopsida; Malpighiales; Euphorbiaceae
Product: leucine-rich repeat receptor protein kinase HPCA1
Exons: 19
Coding region: 110-2977 (955 amino acids)
Biological process (GO): protein phosphorylation
Molecular function (GO): ATP binding; protein kinase activity; protein binding
Source: RefSeq, a predicted model, not a curated record